This is a messenger RNA of Xiphophorus maculatus (southern platyfish), 2373 nucleotides long. RefSeq names its product transmembrane BAX inhibitor motif containing 1 (gene tmbim1). Gene Ontology annotation, cellular component: membrane; Golgi apparatus; endoplasmic reticulum. Lineage: Eukaryota; Metazoa; Chordata; Actinopteri; Cyprinodontiformes; Poeciliidae. Bases 250 to 1266 code for a protein of 338 amino acids. The transcript has 12 exons. Gene Ontology annotation, biological process: negative regulation of apoptotic signaling pathway. The record is from RefSeq and is a predicted model, not a curated record.
UGCUGCUCCCUCUGCGGGUGUGUGUUGGGUGUGUUUCACAGAUUCCUCCGGACUCCACCCAGCAGCCGUCCUCUCUCCACACUUCGUGGAAAACCGUGUCGCUGCAGCUGCUACGCGUCGGCCCGACUGCUUCAGUCUCGCGGACUUAAAAGCGACCAGUCUUCGCUGUGACGGGACCGGAAGUGACCACCUCGAGGCAGAUAACUGUGGGAAUACAAGAAGCAGCUGGACGCUUCAUAAUUUGGCGUCAUGUCCAGGUCAGACUACCCUCCAGGGUACGACAACUCCCAUGGUCCGAUGUACCCACCUCAGGGUGGGGGCUACCCGCCUCCACCUUCUUAUGGCUUCCCCUCCUAUGGUGGUCCUCAGCCGGGUCAGCCUUUCGCUCCCUAUCCAAGCGGCCCAAAUGCCCCUCUCUUCCCGGGCCAACCAACGGGGUAUCCUGCCGCUCCGUACCCAGGACAGCCGCAACCUGCAGGACCUCCGGGAUCGGGCUACCCCGCCCCACCACCAAUGCCUCCAGUCAUGCCCCCCACCAUCCCAUCAGGAGUUCUGAGCUCAGACGAGGAGUUCGCGGCGAGCGGCAGCAACUGGGACGACAUGAGCAUUCGGCAUGCCUUCAUCAGAAAGGUUUACAUGAUCCUGGCCUCCCAGCUCCUCGUUACCACAGCCAUCGUUGCCAUAUUCACCUUCGUUUCACCGGUCCGAGAUUUUGUACGGAAAAACCAGGCUGUGUACUGGGCGUCAUACGCUGUGUAUUUCAUCACCCACAUUGUGUUGGUUUGCUGUAAAGGCCCACGGAGGAAGUUCCCAUGGAACGUCAUUCUGCUGCUGAUCUUUACUCUGGCUCUGUCUUACAUGACUGGAACCAUCUCGAGUUACUACAACACAAAAGCUGUGUUUCUGGCUCUCGGGAUCACUGCUGUUGUGUGCAUCGCUGUCACAGUCUUCUGUUUCCAGACAAAGGUGGAUUUCACAAAGUGCCAGGGCCUCUUCUGCGUCCUCGGGAUUGUUAUGUUUGUGACCGGCAUCAUCACAGCCAUCGUGCUUUCCUUCAAAUAUAUUUAUUGGCUUCACAUGCUGUACGCGGCGAUAGGCGCCAUAGUGUUCACUCUGUUCCUGGCAUAUCACACUCAGCUCCUGAUAGGAAACAGGAAGUACUCCAUCAGUCCGGAGGAGUACGUCUUCGCCGCGCUGUCCCUCUACGUCGACAUCGUCCAGAUCUUCCUGUUCCUGCUGCAGAUUAUCGGAUCCUUCACCAAAUGAGGCUGAGCGAUCCGGAUGGGCGCUGGAAAGGAAUACGUUGCUUUUUUCUCUGUUACAACUUUUACUUUUUUUUUUUUUUGGGGGGGGGAGCGUAAAAAACAAAUCAUAGCAUAAAAUUUAUUAAGGUUUUGAACCAAUGCAGGGAUAGAAUCAAGUGGCUCAAUCUGAUUUUUGUUACCAUGUAUGGAGAUAACGAAAACUACUUUUAUACUUGUAAUAUACAUAUUUAUAUUAUGCACUCGUCAUCUAGUGAUGAUAAACACCCCUGUUUAAAUUCCACAUUUAUAUCAAGUGAAGCAUUAUAGACCCAUUUAAAACGUUUUCUGCCUUUUUAUUAUGCCAUGUGUGGAGAAUUCAGUUGAAAAAACAAAAUAAAAAUAUUAAAAAAUUACAAAACAGAAUGGAACUGCCAUCAUAUUUCAGUGUUUUCUACAGAGCUAUUAAAUGUUCUCUAGAUCUGUCCUGGGAUAGUUUAUAAUGCGUUUACAGAGGCACUAGCCCAGGGCUACAGUUUUUGAGGGCGCCUCCCAAUUAAUUUUAUUUUAUUUUUUAAUGAAUGGAUGUUUUGCAAACGUCAUUAGUUAUAUAAAACGUAAGAUGGCCCAAAUUAGGUGAAUUGUAUUAAUAUUUUGGGGGUUUUAUGAGUAUAAACAAUAUUCACAUCUUGGAUAAGUUAGUCGAUUUGUUUGGAAACCACGUUUAAUUAUUAUUCGUCUAUCCAGCAUUAAGUUGGAGUUUCCUUAUUAGGCAUUUUGUUUUCCAGUUGAAGCUCACAGGGUGUGGAGAAAAAACCACCUCAAAAAAAAAUCAUCAGCUCAUAUUUUUCUGUCACAAUAAUAUUUUAACAGGCGUGUGUUUGCUUGAGAUUCACUGUAAAUAGCUGCUGUCUUUUUUUUUUUUUUUCUUCUUUGCAACAACUUACUAACCUGAAUGUGCCACUAUAAGCAAUAUCACCUGUAUCCUUGGCAAAAAAAAUCUUUUUCCUAAAACUACUUCAUUAUGUAAGAUGUUGUCCUGUAGUGACUCAGUCAGAUCAGAAGCAGUCUGAGCCAGCAGGGUGGAGUUGAACCGGUGAAAUGUUUCAGCUGAAGGAAAAAAAAAAAAAAA